CCCUCCGGCCUGUGCGGCGGGUCCGGCAGCGGCGCCGGCGCGGGGACAGGCGGAGGCGCGGGACGUGGGGCGGCGCCGCGGGCAGGGCCGGGCGGACGGGCGCUGGCAGCGGGGGCAGCGCCGCGGGCCGCUCCGAGUGGCCGCAGUCUGGGCCUUGGUGCUCCCAUCCUGCUCCGCCGCGGCUGGUGUGAGUGGCGGGAACCAUCUGUGGGCACUAUGGCGAAGAGGGAGGACAGCCCUGGCCCAGAGGUCCAGCCGAUGGACAAGCAGUUCCUGGUGUGCAGCAUCUGCCUGGAUCGGUACCGGUGCCCCAAGGUUCUGCCUUGCCUGCAUACCUUUUGUGAGAGAUGCCUCCAGAACUACAUCCCUGCCCAGAGCCUGACGCUGUCAUGUCCGGUGUGUCGGCAGACGUCCAUCCUCCCGGAGCAGGGCGUCUCAGCGCUGCAGAACAACUUCUUCAUCAGCAGCCUCAUGGAGGCGAUGCAGCAGGCACCGGAUGGGGCCCACGACCCCGAGGACCCCCACCCCCUCAGCGCAGUGGCUGGCCGCCCCCUCUCCUGCCCCAACCAUGAAGACGAUGGAGUUUUACUGUGAGGCCUGCGAGACGGCCAUGUGCGGCGAGUGCCGCGCGGGGGAGCACCGGGAGCACGGCACCGUGCUGCUGCGGGACGUGGUGGAGCAGCACAAGGCGGCCCUGCAGCGCCAGCUGGAGGCGGUGCGCGGCCGCCUGCCACAGCUGUCCGCAGCUAUCGCCUUAGUGGGCGGCAUCAGCCAGCAGCUGCAGGAGCGCAAAGCCGAGGCCCUGGCCCAGAUCAGCGCGGCCUUCGAGGACCUGGAGCAAGCGCUGCAGCAGCGCAAGCAGGCUCUGGUCAGCGACCUGGAGGCCAUUUGUGGGGCCAAGCAGAAGGUGUUGCAGACCCAGUUAGACACACUGCGCCAGGGUCAGGAACACAUCGGCAGCAGCUGCAGCUUCGCGGAGCAGGCGCUGCGCCUGGGCUCUGCCCCGGAGGUGUUGCUAGUGCGCAAGCACAUGCGGGAGCGGCUGGCUGCGUUGGCGGCUCAGGCCUUCCCGGAGCGGCCCCACGAGAACGCGCAGCUGGAACUGGUCCUCGAGGUCGACGGGCUGCGGCGGUCGGUGCUCAAUCUCGGCGCGCUGCUCACCACGAGCGCCACCGCACACGAGACCGUGGCCACAGGUGAGGGCCUGCGCCAAGCGCUUGUGGGCCAGCCAGCCUCGCUCACCGUCACCACCAAAGACAAGGAUGGGAGGCUGGUGCGCACGGGCAGCGCCGAGCUGCGCGCCGAGAUCACCGGCCCCGACGGCACGCGCCUUCCCGUGCCAGUGGUGGACCACAAGAACGGCACGUACGAGCUAGUGUACACGGCGCGCACGGAAGGCGAGCUGCUCCUCUCAGUGCUGCUCUACGGACAGCCGGUGCGCGGCAGCCCCUUCCGCGUGCGAGCCCUGCGUCCUGGGGACCUGCCACCUUCCCCGGACGACGUCAAGCGCCGCGUCAAGUCCCCCGGCGGCCCGGGCAGCCACGUGCGCCAGAAGGCAGUGCGUAGGCCCAGCUCCAUGUACAGCACGGGCGGCAAACGGAAGGACAACCCCAUUGAGGACGAGCUUGUCUUCCGAGUCGGCAGCCGGGGAAGGGAGAAGGGCGAAUUCACCAAUUUACAGGGAGUGUCGGCAGCUUGCAGCGGCCGCAUAGUGGUAGCAGACAGUAACAACCAAUGUAUCCAGGUUUUCUCCAAUGAAGGCCAGUUCAAAUUCCGCUUUGGGGUCCGAGGGCGCUCACCCGGGCAGCUGCAGCGCCCCACAGGUGUGGCAGUGGACACCAAUGGAGACAUUAUUGUGGCGGACUAUGACAACCGUUGGGUCAGCAUCUUCUCCCCUGAGGGCAAAUUCAAGACCAAGAUUGGAGCUGGCCGUCUCAUGGGCCCCAAAGGAGUGGCCGUAGACCGGAAUGGACAUAUCAUUGUGGUCGACAACAAGUCUUGCUGCGUCUUUACCUUCCAGCCCAAUGGCAAGCUGGUUGGCCGUUUUGGGGGCCGUGGGGCCACUGAUCGCCACUUUGCAGGGCCCCAUUUUGUGGCUGUGAACAACAAGAAUGAGAUUGUAGUGACGGAUUUCCAUAACCAUUCAGUGAAGGUGUACAGUGCCGACGGCGAGUUCCUCUUCAAGUUUGGCUCCCACGGCGAGGGCAAUGGGCAGUUCAAUGCCCCCACGGGAGUAGCAGUGGACUCCAACGGGAACAUUAUCGUGGCUGAUUGGGGCAACAGCCGCAUCCAGGUAUUCGACAGCUCUGGCUCCUUCCUGUCCUACAUCAACACGUCUGCAGAGCCACUGUAUGGCCCGCAGGGCCUGGCACUGACCUCAGAUGGACACGUGGUGGUGGCCGAUGCUGGCAACCACUGCUUUAAAGCUUAUCGCUACCUCCAGUAGCUGCACAGGGGCCCUGCCUGGCUCGUGGAGGGACAGUCAUGGGGGGAUUGGACAAGAGGGUCUGGCCAGGAGGUGGGCCGGACCUGGCAGCACUGAAUGUGGGCUGUGGGCGUGGGUGCGCCCGGUGCCCUCCCUCUCCCCCUCUCCCAACCCCACGGUUGCACUUUAUUUAUUCGGUUCUUGCUUUGGUGACUGGGUGGGCCUGGACUGUGGUCCCAAGGAUGUGUGCAGAGCUUCACCCUACCCUCCAUCCCUUACACACCUGCCCUGUCCCCCUCAGUCUGCUCCACACCCCCCAGCCUGGGGCCAGAACAGCCUCUUACUCCAGGGCAGAAGUCCCUUUGGUUGUCUCCCUACCACCCUGUACACACUGACAGAGACAGCAAUACCCCACCCCCCAUAUUAAGUAAAUGUGUUCACCAAGAUGGUUUUGUUGCUUUCUUGUGGGGUGGGGCUGUGAGGGUACAGGAGGUUGGGACUCGUUCUGAACUAAAGGAUGGACAAGCAGGUAGGCAGAGGAUCCAGAUUCCCAAAGAGUCCUGAUAUUUUACAGUUUCGGGAGUGGAGCGCAAGAGAGGGUGAAUCUGUGGGGCUCUUAGCCACCUGCCAAAUCCCUGUCCCUAGGCCCACAUCUCCUGCAGAAAUAGUAAGUCCUUUGGCUGUCUGCCCUACAGCUGAGAAGGAGCCUGGGAGAAAAUGACCCUUGACCAGAACACAGCCAGCAGCUGCAGGGAGAACAGUGU
Molecule: messenger RNA, 3189 nt
Organism: Mirounga angustirostris (Northern elephant seal)
Lineage: Eukaryota; Metazoa; Chordata; Mammalia; Carnivora; Phocidae
Gene: TRIM3
Product: tripartite motif containing 3
Exons: 12
Coding region: 497-2446 (649 amino acids)
Biological process (GO): negative regulation of translation; protein polyubiquitination; proteasome-mediated ubiquitin-dependent protein catabolic process
Molecular function (GO): protein binding; ubiquitin protein ligase activity; translation repressor activity
Source: RefSeq, a predicted model, not a curated record